AUGUGGAGUUUCAUAGCACAAGUGUCGAUCUACAGUUUGACGUUGUUUCUUGGUGCUUUUUUCGUGUUCUACAAAUGGUACAAUUCUUCAUCAUCAUCCACCACCAAGAAACUACCACCAUCACCACCAAAACUGCCAGUCAUCGGCAACCUCCACCAGCUAGGCGCAAGCGUCCACCACUCCUUUCUAUCUCUGGCCAGACGUUAUGGUGACUCGCUCAUGCUCCUCCACAUCGGCUCAGUCCCAAGCCUGGUGGUCUCAUCAACAGAAGCAGCUCGCGAGAUCAUGAAAACUCAUGAUAUUGCAUUUGCAAGUAGGCCUAACACAAGAAUGUUCAGGGCUAUCUCCUACAAUCUCAAGGAAAUAACAGUCGCUCCUUAUGGAGAAUACUGGAGGCAAGCAAAGAGCAUUUUGACACUUCAGCUUUUAAGUAACAAAAAGUCACGGAGGAAAGCACCAAGACAGCGGUGUGGCUCUGGGGCUGCUGGGUCGUGGGAGAGAAGCAGCCGACAUACCCGGUGUAUCUCGAUGCUUCGUUUUUCCACCUCCCACAAGCUCCUCCAAAAGAAGUAUUCUUCUAUGAUUCGUUUCCCCUCUGAACCCUUCCACUUCCUUCCGCAGCUUCUAAUCUCCCCCAAGCUCCUCCAAACCAGACAACGAAUGAAGAUCCAACCUUUGAUUUUGAAUUUGAGGUAUGCUACACUUGCUGCAAUUCGUUGGUGUGACAGCGACCCAACAUCCAGACUUUAUUUUCGGAUUUGA
Molecule: messenger RNA, 762 nt
Organism: Lactuca virosa
Lineage: Eukaryota; Viridiplantae; Streptophyta; Magnoliopsida; Asterales; Asteraceae
Source: the annotation of a GenBank genome assembly